UGUCUAAUAUGAAAGUUAAUAGUAACGUUAGUCGUCUCAUGGUUCGUGUUGUGCGUGCAAUUUUGUCUCAAAGCCGAUGGCACCCUCUUCCAUUGGCUCAUGACAGCAACUGAGUGGAUGUAAUACAUAUUUCAUCUUCUGCUCUGCUGGACUAAAUCUAACGUUACACAAUCUGUGUGACAGAAGUCGGCACAACACACGCAGAUUAUGAAUAGGAGAAGGAUAUCAUUCCAGAAUUUCCCAACCUGUCAGACUACUUCCUGGACACGCCUCCUUUUCUAGCAAAGGAACAUCUCCGAACAGAAAGAGGAAGUGCUUUAAUCUCAUUCUCUGAUUCUGUGUGUGUCUGCUGGUGAUUGACGUGUAGGGGGCUGACCUCUCACCUCUGUGCGGCAGUCAGACUGAACUGGAGCGCUCCAAAGAUGGCUAGACCAAGCUCAAAUUUAACAAUGUUUCAUGAGGAUUUUGCUAAAGCCAAGCACAUUGCUAUCAUUACGGGGGCCGGAGUGAGUGCAGAGAGUGGAGUACCAACCUUUAGAGGACAGGGGGGCUACUGGAGGAAAUGGCAGGCACAGGAUUUGGCAACCCCUGAAGCUUUCUCUCGAGAUCCUUCUUUAGUAUGGGAAUUUUACCAUUACAGGCGGGAGGUUAUGCGCAGUAAGAUGCCAAACCCAGCCCACCUGGCUAUAGCGGAGUGUGAGUCCCGUCUCAGCAAGCAGGGGCGCUCUGUUGUGAUCAUCACUCAGAACAUCGAUGAACUGCACCAUCGUGCUGGUUCCAAACAUGUCUAUGAAAUCCACGGUAGUCUAUUUAAAACCCGCUGCAUUAGCUGUGGAGAAGUCAAAGCCAACCACAAGAGUCCAAUCUGUCCUGCUCUGGAGGGGAAAGGAGAGCCUGACCCCAGUUCCAAGGAUGCCAGAAUACCAGUGGAGCACCUGCCCAGGUGUGACAGAAGAGGUUGUAAUGGAUUGCUGAGGCCUCAUGUGGUUUGGUUCGGAGAGACUCUGGAUUCAGAUAUUCUCACCGCUGUGGAGCAGGAGCUGGAAAAAUGUGAUCUCUGCUUAGUGGUGGGCACCUCCUCCGUAGUUUACCCAGCAGCCAUGUUCGCUCCUCAGGUGGCAGGUAGAGGAGUGCCUGUAGCUGAAUUCAACAUGGAGUGCACACCUGCUACUAUGCGCUUUAAAUAUCACUUUGAGGGUCCUUGUGGUGUCACACUGCCUCCUGCCCUGGAACGCCACGAGAGCGAGGCCAUUUAAGGAGAGAGAAGGCAUGACCCAUUCGUUCAUGCCUACUGCAUAGAGCACUUGAACUGAGAGCACAUGGGAUUGGUUCAUGCCUUCAUGUGAUUGGUUUUCCUGUGGUUUGUGUGCUAUGAAGAUUUACAGCAAAGGCUGAAAUUAAAUUUUAAAUAGUGUCUUUUUGAGUGUUUUCUUGGCCUGUGUAGGAGCGUUUUGUGCAAGUUGUGUUUUUGGCAUUGGAUCUUAGUGGAUUUGUGAUUCAUGGGUAAUUAAUUUACAGUGUUUCCACAGUCGUGGAAUACCUGGGAAUUUAAAAAUCGUAAUUUCCAGACUCAGAAAAGUCAAGGAAGAUAAUAGUUUUAAAGAGUUCUGGAAAUUUCCAUCAUGAGUAAGUUUUCAAUGUGAUCACCUCUGAAAUAUUUCAUCAGCUAAAAAUAACUGGCUGGAAAAAUCAUGAAAAUUGAUUGGUCAAAUGUUGUUGGUACCCUGAAUGUACAUGUAGGACUAGACACUAAUGCAAUAUAAUGAUUUUGAAUGAGCUGUAACAGGAUGAGCACAGACAGACACAAUGGAUGUGGAAUCAGAAGUUUUAUUUGAAAU
Molecule: messenger RNA, 1838 nt
Organism: Sinocyclocheilus rhinocerous
Lineage: Eukaryota; Metazoa; Chordata; Actinopteri; Cypriniformes; Cyprinidae
Product: NAD-dependent protein deacylase sirtuin-5, mitochondrial
Exons: 11
Coding region: 423-1256 (277 amino acids)
Cellular component (GO): nucleus
Molecular function (GO): histone deacetylase activity, NAD-dependent; protein-malonyllysine demalonylase activity; NAD+ binding
Source: RefSeq, a predicted model, not a curated record